Molecule: messenger RNA, 6791 nt
Organism: Lethenteron reissneri (Far Eastern brook lamprey)
Lineage: Eukaryota; Metazoa; Chordata; Hyperoartia; Petromyzontiformes; Petromyzontidae
Product: hormone receptor 4-like
Biological process (GO): regulation of cell shape; Rho protein signal transduction; positive regulation of pseudopodium assembly
Cellular component (GO): plasma membrane; cytoskeleton; cytoplasm
Molecular function (GO): small GTPase binding
Source: RefSeq, a predicted model, not a curated record
AGUGGGUUGUCGUGGUUCGAGAAGGGGGUUCUUGCGAGUUGUUGGAGUUGUAGGGGUUUGUUGUUAUUGGGAGGGGUGUAGGUGGUGUUGGUAAGUUUCGGGGUUAGAGCCUCACACGUUUCACUGCCGCUCCAGUUCAGCGCUGCCCUCGCUUUAGUGGCUGCUGAGUUGGAGCCCCGCGGGUUCGCGACCGGGCUGUGAGCGAGGAAGAAGAGGCGUCGAAUGGCUUCGAACUCGCUGCGUGAGAUCGGAGAGUGGACGAGGAGGCAAAGCGCUCCCGAGAGAGAGAGAGACCCCCACUAGGGGCUCUGGGUGAUGUGGCCGUGAGGGAUAACAGCGCCGAGUGUCUCCCCUCCUCGUGUCCUCUACGCUGCGACGGGGUUUUUCUCCGGCGUUCUCUGGGUUUUCCCUGCCGUACAACGAAGCCAAACACGCGUGGAUGGAGUUGGGCCCAAAACGCAUCCCAUCGUUGCAGUGCCCUCCUUGAAAAAGAGUCUGGGAAUAGAGCGAGCUUUUGCUGCAACUGGAACCCAUCCUGGAAGGAGAAAAAAAGCAAGAUUGAAAAUAAAAACGAAAUCCGAAUAUAAAUAAUUUGUGUAUAUAUAGUCCGUCUCGGAGUCAACCGGCGAACUCUACCAAGAUACGAAUUCCGAGUUGCAAGCAAGGAGAGACAAUUGAACAACACGAACUAACUUUCACUUCAAUCAACAACAACAACAACAACAAAAUACAGCUUCAAUAACAACUGGGGACAAUAACAUUUAAAAAAGAUUUUAUUUUCAUUUGACCAUCAUAGCCACCACAAUGUAGGUCAAUUCACUUCCCUCCCUGCGUCUUCUGCCCACUCAGCGUGACUCUGCAAUCCCCUACCCAUCAUCUGAACUAUUUCUUAACUUUGGAAACCCUGCUAAAUUAAAUAACACGUAGUAACGAGUAUCUGUUUACAACUUGCUGGGGAUUUUGGGCCUGUGCUCAGCAACUGAAAAGCCAUCACCAAUUAGAAAAACAUAAAUUAAUGAAGAGCCAUCACCUGCAGGAGAACAGCGCUCAUUAAGCCACGACCCGGAUAAGCGUGCGUGCGUAUAAAGGUGACUCGCAUUCGGAACGAGUGAACAUCUCGGGGUAAAGAUUGAGCGCCGAGAGGGGAAGGAGAACUCUGAAGUGCCACCAUGCCGGUCAAGGCCCCCAUGUACCUGAAGGCUCCGCCCAACAAGAAAGGGAAGAAGCCUCGACUCAGGGACAUCCUCUCGCCGGACAUGAUCAGCCCCCCGCUGGGGGACUUUCGUCACCUCAUGCACAUCGGAGGCUCGGCGAUGGACGAUUAUAACAAUGACAGUAGCAACCAGGGUGCUCCUGAACAUCGCGUCAACCAUCAAGGCGGCAACCACAUUCAGCAGGACCUGCACUACCACCACCAGCAGCAACAACAGCAGCAGCAGAUAAACAACCUUCUGCACCAACAUCAGCAGCAGCAGCAGAUAAACAGCCUUCUGCACCAACAUCAUCAUCAUCAGCAGCAGCCCGUGUUAAAAACGGGACGGUCACCAGGAUGCAGUGCGAGCUGCCUGGACGCAAUGCGCUCACCGGUGCUCAAGAAUGCCCUCACCUUGCCCUUCACGGGCUCCCCUCGUGCUCUGGACCUGCCCUACCUCUCCCCACACUAUGCCCCCACCGAGGCGUCGUCACCCCCUUGGCCUCCCGGUGGGUGCAAUUCCAUCGCCGCUGCUGCCCCCCCGCAGAGCGAUUCUUCUUCACGGGGGACAGCACCGAAGGAUGGCGGCCUUCGCAAACAGCAGUCUGGCGGCUCUGUUGGCGGCGGCGAUGGUGGCUCUAGGUGGUCUAAUGACGGCACACUGUGCGAUGAGCAAGCGGAGGAGUAUGAGGACUUGGAUGUGUUUGCCGAGGCCGAUGGGGACCUCGUGGUGAAACCGUGGCUGCGUCCUCAGGCCAGCAUCUCCCGGUCCUUGUCAGUGCCCGUUCACGGAGGCCACUCGGUGUCUCCAUCAUCUUUUUGUUCUUCUGCUGCUGUUGCUGGUGGUGCUGGUGGUGCUGGUGGUGCUGCUGCUUCCACAGGUCGUGUCUUCUCGGUGCCGUCACUCGCCCACACCAACACUCCGAACCAUCGCCUGUCUUCCACCCUGACCCGCGAAGUCUCCGCGGGCGAAAACAUUGGGCAAACCCGGUCGGGCCAAAGGUCAAACCGAUUUCUCCAGACCAUGUUGGUGAACGCCAAACUCUCCAAGCUGUUCCACCAUUCUUCGAAGAACAAUGUUGGGGACGGAACGCCUGGCGGUGCUGGCGGCAGCGACGACUUUGCUGAUGGCGCUGGUGGUGCUGGUCUUGCGGGUCAGAAGACGAACUCCACCACGCGUUUGUGGAACCGGUUCAGCUUCUCGAGGGGUCGAGAUGGUGGCGGCAGCAGCAGCGGCGGUGGCGGCGGCGGUUCAAGGUCCUCCACCGCGGUGAAGUCGCGGAGUUCGCCGGUGAAAGCCAUGCAGCUGUACCCAGAAACGUCGACCCUCGGUAGAGAUCGCACUCACGAGGCCGGGAAGUCCCCUUUCUCUGGUGGCCAGAAUCAAAGGGGGCGGCUGGUGGAGCCAUCGUCCCGGUACUCGUGGAGUGGAUCCCUGCAGAGGGAUUUUGGGAAUAUUUUUCCCAAGGCGCCGUUCACCACUGGGAGGACAUCGCCCGGUGCAGAUGGAAUUGCGGGCACGUUGGUUGAUGGAUCAAUGGUGGUGGCAGCAACAAGAUCAGGAUCGUCAUCAUUAUUAUCAUCGCCAGCAGUGGCAUCAGCAGCAUUAUCAACGUCACAGCCAUUGUUAUUAGGAACACCAGCAGCGCCAUCAUCAUCACCAUUAGUAGUAGUACCACCACGACCACUACCACAAUCAGCGGCAUCAACAUCAGUAGCACCACCUAUACCAGCAGCAGCAGCAAUAUCAACGUCUCAGCCAUCACUAUCAGGGACACCAUCAUUCGUACCAUCGUCUUCCCCGCCAUGCGGUGCACCACCUCCAUUUUAUGCAGUGGCACCGUCGUCAGCAACAGCAGAACCGCCACCAGCUCCACCGCUGUCGACUUCGUCAUCGUCAUCGUUGUCAUCUUCUGCUGCUCGACAGCCGCUGGCGAGGAAUCUCUUUCAGAGGUCCCGCUCCCAGAUUGCCGCCGUGUUCCGGGGCGGGAUCUUCCACAGCAAACGUCACAGCUCUAACCCCACGGACAGCGAGGAGGUGGUUUUCCCGAACGGGACCUCGCAAACACAGGACCGAUUGCUCGUCAGCCCGACUCGACACCCCCACGUGGAGUCGCGCAAUGGAGUGGCCCAAUUCGUUCCUUUGGCCCCAGUGGACUGUGCCAUUGAUCUGACAGGGGUGCAGGAAUGCUCUAAAGGGGCUACGCGCGAUGAGCAUCUUCAACAGCGAGCAAACGAGGCUUUGGACUAUGAGGACGUCGGGGAAACUGCGAUGCAACAUCAGCCCCGUGAUCACCAUCAGCAGGCACAUCAUCACAAUCACCACCAGACUCAGCAAAGUCAUCAACACCACCAGCAGCAGCAGCAGGAGUUCCAUCAGCAUUACCAUCAGCAACAACAUCAUCAUCAGCAGCAGCAGCAGCAUCAAGCUCACGAUCAGCCCAGCACAAUUCGGCGGUGCCCAUCCAAAGACUCGCUGGACCCCUUCCAUCUCAGCGGCUCUCUGCUCUCUCUGGGGCUCGACCUGGGUCCCUCUCUGCUCGUGGAUGUCCUGGGGGUCAUGGACAAACCCCAGGUCCCCUCCGUGGGGGACCCCACGUCUCGGGAGGUCGCGGACAGAAGCCAAAGCUCCCCGGAGAGGGACAGCGGCGUGGGAUGCUCCGACGGGGACCUUCCUCACGCCGAGACGCCGUCUCGUCAGCCGCGUCUCAAUUAAACACCCGGGGGGGUUAUUUGCCAGAUAACGCACCUCUGGACAAUGUGUGUGUGUGUGGGGGGGGGGGGGCAGAUUUAUAGCUCAACCAGGAGAAAUGUAAGAAUCUGAUACUGAAAUAAGACGAACUCAAAACAUCGGUCAAUAAUGCCACCUCGAAAGGGAAUACAUUAUAUGUAAAAUAGACGACGUUUCGGGCAAUGUCCCAUCUUGAGAGGACAGAGCACAUUCUUCCAUGUGCCUUAAAGAAGAGCCAUUGCACACGACGCUGCCUUUUGUGUAUUUUUUCCAAAUUUUAAGGCCGCACAGUGAUAUCGAGGUUAGUGUUGUUUUGUUAUAUAUGUAACAAAGCAAAAUGUUUGCAUUCGUACAGCAGUGGCGCUUGCUUAAACGCUCCAGCUACCCAGGGUGCCUCACAUCGCAUCUCAAACAUUCGAAGGGCACCCCCCCCCCACCUCCCUUGACAGUGGCAGCUGUCCCUGUGCAGCACAAUGAUACUCAGCACCGGCAUGCACAUACAGAGGGGCAUUAGUCUGACGAAUGUGUUGGAGUUUUGUUCUUGUCCCUAUUGUGCCUUUGCACCACUGCCAAACGCAGUAUCGCCGAUUCGUUCGUUUCUCAAUCCGCUUGUCCUGGUGAGGGUCGCGUUGGCAGCGUGUUGAGUAGUUGUGGUCCAGACCUCCCUUGCCCUGGCGACGGACUCCAGCUCUUCUUAGGGAAUUCCCAGGCGUUCCCAGGCCAGCCGAGCGACUUAGUCCCACCACCAGCGUGUCCUGGGCCGGCCCCGGGGUCUUUGCCCAGUGGGACGUUGCUGCUGCCCGAUAGAAGUUCUUGGGGGAGUCUACCGGGGGACAUCCUGACCGGGUGCCCGAACCACCUCGACUGGCUCCUCUCGAUCCGGAGGAGCAGCAGCGGCUCGACUCUCACGGAUUACCGAGCUCCUCACUCGGCAACCCUGCGGAUCAACCUCAUUUCUGCCCCUUGUACCCAGUGUCGCUUAAUAAAUGUUACAUUUCUUGGAUUAUACAGAUAAUAAUAAUAAUAAACACAACUUAGUCCUGACUGAGUCGCGAGACUAUUUUCACAGAGUAAUUUAACGUGACGCUGACAGAUACGUAACUUAAAUGUGCACUUACACGUCGCCUUCAAAGUGCACCUAGCCUGGCACAAAGCAUCGUGGUGGCAUCACUGCAACCUGGUGGUGGAUAGCGGCUGCUGUUGUUAUUGUCAAGGGGAAAUUGGCCUUUCAGCCGAAUAUGGGCAUCCCCUAGGUGAGCUCAGCAGAGAAUAUGUGAGCCUACCUAGUGCGGCACUGGUUUGGAAGAUGAUGACGCUAGCAUUGGUGGUUACUGUGGUGGUGAAUUCACGUGAUGGUGGUUACUUUGAUGGUGGUGAUGGUGGUGUCGGUGGUGUUAAUUGUUGUGGCGCUUCUGCAGACUGCUUGACCCAAAUUUAAAUUCCAUUUGGUGGGGUCAGCGAAUCACAUCUCCAGGAUAGAUGAAAUAGUUGGUGGGGGGAAAAAAAUAUCUCACCUUUGUUGCCACGGUUGCCGUUGGACGACAGGUGAUGAGCGAGGGGGGCGGCGGGAGGGGGGGCUUGGUGACAUCAUCAGCAAAAUCAGCUGCGUCACGCUGGGCGUGGCUUGCAGGGGUUUCCCGCCUUCUCGAGGCAGGAUGUGGGGUCAUGUACCAUGUUUAAGGGAUUCCGAGCAAAUGUUCGGUCAGCCCACUGACUCACUCGGUAAAUCGCACCAACUCUAAAUUUGUGGGCAACUUUUAAAGCUUUUGGACACGUAAUGGCCCAACACUUGCCAGCUACAACUUUUAUACGAAUGUUACAUUUUUAUUUCUUUAAAUAAUCGCGUUUUGCGUGACAUGUGCUGUACUGACGAAUAUGUACACACACAUCACCCGGGAACGCGCCAGACCUGAUGAGCUCUCAGAAGCCAAAGCAGGAUUUUGAGCCUCGAUUGCGCUUGCAUUGGUGACCUUCAACACCCCGCUCUAACCAGAGUGCGAAAGAAUGAUAAAAUAACCCCGACAAUCCGCACGGCAGGAGGAGAGCCCUCAUCCAGCAGUGGAUUUGCAAAAAGGGCACUACAUUUCGAUUUAAAGCUUUCGUGACUGCAGGGAUUCAUCUUCUUGGUUCUUUCGGUAAUGUCACGUAGAAGGGAAAUAAUAAAAUAAAAUAAAUAAAACAUAAUAAAAUGAUUCUUAUUUUAUUUUAUUAUGUUUUAUUUUAUUAUUUCUCUUCUACGUGACAUUACCGAAAGAACCAAGAAGAAGGGCACUACACUUAUGCGUUAAUGCCAAAGCGUCAUGGACUAAAUGAACGACGGCUGGGCCGGAACCAGUCUUUGGAAUUCCACGUUCUUAUGACGGGGCACAGUGUAUCCUUGUGAAAGCUCGACUGUGAUCUGCAACCACGGUGUGAGCUGCUUCAUAAGGUGGUACUGGUUUUAGCGACCCCGGAGGGAUGAUGAUUGACGGCCAUCGAUGAUGGUAAUGGGGCUAAGAUGACCAUGACCACGAUUCAAACGCAUGCGAACAUACGACUAGAGCCCUACCAGUACACGUGGAACGUGGGGCCACCGUUGCUUCAACCUUGGUCCAAUGGUUCCAACCGCAUGCCAACAUUGGCCCCAACGUUAGCAUGUUUACUGGGCUGUCGUUUUACGACAUGAGCUACGCGCACUAUAUAUAUAGAGAGAGUUUCACGGCACGCCUUAAGUGACCUUUCUUGCAAUGUUUGAACGGUACAGGCAAGUAUACACGCCACGUGCAGUGUGCGGAAUGGACACUCGCCUUCAUGUACAUCUAUUGUAUAUUCGCAUCUCGCAUUGUCAAUGUACGUUGUUACAAUAAAGCAUCAAGCUUUAAGCGCUAA